UGACCCUUUGCAUUAUUUCUUUCAUCUUCCUUCUAAUCUAUAAAGUUUGUCUUUUUUUUUAAAAAAAAAAAAAAAAAAUAGUUAAGAAAAAGUUGUUCUCAGAACUUCCCAAGUUCCCAUGUGAGGAUAUAUAGAGAGAGAAGAUGAAGAAGAAUCCUUGAAAACCCAAUAUUUCUCUAAAUCCAAAAGUUUGAGCAAAAAAAGCAAAAGGGGGAAGGAACAUGGAAGGUAGAGCACAUAACAAGCUUCAUUACAAUUUCUUAAUCCUUCUUCUUCCAUCUCAUUCAGAUUCUCUUCUCCUUCCCCCUUUUUGCCUCUAAUGUAGCUCAAACAACCAUCCCAUUUACUGUCUCCCAUUAUUAUUCCCUCUUCUAUUGGAGAUGGCAGCUUCAGAACUCGAAGUCGAAGAUGUUUGCUCGGAUAUCUACGUUAACCUGGGCCUUAAGUCAUUGCACAAAGGAAUCCGGAAAAAUCCUCGGGUUCUUACGCUUCUUUCUUCACUUCUAGAAAGAUCUGUCAAAAAAAAUGAAUUACUAAUGGAGGCCACACAAGUCAAAGAUGCUCGCACAAUGUUUCAUGGUCUACGAGCUCCUACCCUGAGUAUUCGAUGUUACAUGGACCGCAUCUUCAAGUAUUUUGGCUGCAGUCCAUCAUGCUUUGUCAUUGCUAAUAUUUAUGUCGAUCGAUUCCUCAAGUGCACAGAGAUUCAGUUAACUUCCCUCAACGUUCAUCGACUGCUGAUAACGAGCAUAAUGCUGGCUGCAAAGUUCAUUGACGACUCGUUCUUCAACAAUGCCUAUUAUGCGAAAGUUGGGGGAGUAAGCACGGCGGAGUUAAACAAACUGGAGAUGAAGUUUUUGUUUAGUAUCGACUUUAGACUUCAGGUGAAUAUACAGACAUUCGGUCGAUACUGUUAUCAGUUGGAAAAAGAAGGCACCGAAACACGUCAGAUUGAACGGUCGAUUCGAGCCUGUAGGAUUAAGGAGAGCUGGUCAAAUAAAGAUGAGAAAUCUUGUGCUUCCACAACAGCCAGAUGAUUUUUUUACCACAAACCACUGUAUGUAAAAUCAUAUAUGAUUCAUUUAGAAAGUUUGCAUUGUUGAUAAAGUUGGCCAUUUUUUCCGAUGGAUUUUCUUUUUAAAAAUUUCAUUUUCUUGUGACUUUGUCUUCAUGUAAGCAUCGGUGAGAGUUCAUGGGAGAAGUAGAAGAACACCUGUUUGAAAAAAUAUAUUCUUUCUAUAUAAAUUGAAUGGGCAAUUAGUGUUGAACACUCAGUCCAUUGUUCUUCUUGUUUUCAA
Molecule: messenger RNA, 1298 nt
Organism: Cucumis melo (muskmelon)
Lineage: Eukaryota; Viridiplantae; Streptophyta; Magnoliopsida; Cucurbitales; Cucurbitaceae
Product: cyclin-P3-1
Exons: 3
Coding region: 381-1037 (218 amino acids)
Biological process (GO): regulation of cyclin-dependent protein serine/threonine kinase activity
Molecular function (GO): protein kinase binding
Source: RefSeq, a predicted model, not a curated record